Messenger RNA from Corapipo altera (White-ruffed manakin), 1183 nucleotides. Its product is annotated as ubiquitin carboxyl-terminal hydrolase MINDY-1-like. NCBI's taxonomy places the organism in Eukaryota, Metazoa, Chordata, Aves, Passeriformes, Pipridae. The record is from RefSeq and is a predicted model, not a curated record. Gene Ontology annotation, cellular component: cytosol; cell periphery. Gene Ontology annotation, biological process: protein K48-linked deubiquitination. Gene Ontology annotation, molecular function: cysteine-type deubiquitinase activity; K48-linked deubiquitinase activity; cysteine-type carboxypeptidase activity.
GGGAUUGUAUCCUGGCCACCCAACCCCGGGAGACAUCGGAGGGGCUCCAGCUCAACUUCCAGCAGAACAUCAGUGACACCAUGACGGUCCUCCCGAAGCUCUCGACGGGGCUGGACGUCAACGUGAGGUUCACGGGGGUCUCAGAUUUCGAGUACACCCCCGAGUGCAUCGUCUUCGACCUCCUCAACAUCCCCCUCUACCACGGCUGGCUGGUGGACCCCCAGAGCCCGGAGAUGGUCCAGGCCGUGGGCAAGCUCAGCUACAACCAACUGGUGGAGAAGAUCAUCACCUGCAAACAGGCCACCGACUCCAGCCUGGUGAGCGAAGGGCUGGUGGCCGAGCAGUUCCUGGAGGCCACGGCGUCACAGCUGAGCUACCACGGGCUGUGCGAGCUCACGGCCGCGGCCCCCGAGGGCGAGCUGGGCGUCUUCUUCCGCAACAACCACUUCAGCACCAUGACCAAGCACAAGGGCCACCUCUACCUGCUGGUGACGGACCAGGGCUUCCUGCGGGAGGAGGGGGUGGUCUGGGAGAGCCUGCACACGGUGGACGGGGACAGCUGCUUCUGUGACACCGACUUCCACCUCAGCCACGCCCCGGGCAAGGGGGGGGACCCCGCGGCCCCCCCGGACCACCAGCUGCAGCAGAGACAAGUGGACCAGGAUUACAUGGUGGCCCUGUCCCUGCAGCAGCAGCAGGGGCAGGACCCCCCCUCGGUGCUCAGUGACCUGGAGCUGGCGCGGCAGCUGCAGCACGAGGAGUAUCAGCAGCACCAUCCUCCUCCUCCUCCUCCUCCUCAGCAGCAGCAGCAGCUCCCAGGGCAGGCAGGGUCACGUCCGGCCGGAGAGCGGAGGCAGCGGCAGAGGCCGGAUUUGGACUGUACCCUCCUGUAGCCCCCCCCCCGGGGGGUCCCCACACCCAGAGCCCCCCGACUCCCACUCUGUGUCCCCCAGGGAGAUCCCACGGGGGUCCCUGGGGGGCUGCAGAGGAGACACAGACACAGGAGGGGUGACAGUCCGAGCCCAGCGCUGGGACCACCCCGAUCCUUCCAGUGGCCUUAUGAACACGGGGGUCCCUCUCAGGGGGUCCCAUCAAGGGGGUCCCUCUCAGGGGGUCCCAUCAGGGGAUCCCAUACCUCAGUCCAUGCUCCAGGACACUUUUCUAGGGGGAGAAACCUGUACCC